AUGAAGAAGAUAUUGUUGUUGUGUUUCAUCCAUGGCUUCAAGGGGGGUGAAGAUACCUUCGGCGAGAAAUCCGAGUUUGCGCAACACCUUGGAGCUUUAGUCGGCGCAGCGCUUCCAAAGGUCUCUGUUCGCGCUAUCACAUACCCACGAUAUGAAACUCGCGGUGACCUACACGAGUGCGUGGCUCGCUUCCGCGACUGGCUUAUGAACCAAGUAAUCGACCUCGAAGUCGCCAACAACACACCCUCACCAACCGUCGACCCCUCCGUCCAUGUAAUCCUGAUAGGGCACUCUAUGGGUGGCAUUGUCGCCGCCGAAACCGCUAUCGGUAUUUCCUCCGACCUACCCGUGGGUCAAGAACCCGACGACAACGAUAGUCUUGCGACAAACCUCGGCGAUUCGAUUAUAAGCAGCGGUCUUAUGUUCCCGUAUAUACAGGGUGUCCUCGCAUUCGAUACCCCAUACCUAGGCAUUUCACCCGGCGUCGUAGCGCAUGGUGCUGAAGGCCAUUACAAUAGCGCAUCUGCGGCCCUGACCCAACUUUCUGGUCUGUCGAAUAUUUUCUGGGGGAACUAUAACCAAGCCUCUGGGAGCAAUGGUAAGAAACCAACUGGUGCGCUACCUGCCCCGGAACCAGAGCCGGAGAAGAAGAGGCGGGAAAGUACCGGAAGUGGUAAUUGGGGAUGGGGCCGCAUUGCCGUGAUGGCCGGCGCGGCAGGUGCGAUCGCUGCCGGUGGAGCAGCUGCUUAUAUGAACCGCGACCAAAUCGGUUCUGGAUGGACGUGGGUGAGCUCACACUUAGAAUUUGUAGGGUGUCUAGCCAGAGGCGCGGAAUUACGGGAUCGUGUAGCGCACAUGGUGCGGCUGGAGAAAGAGAUGGGUGUUGGGUUUGCGAACCUAUAUACGCGAUUAGGGCGUGCGGCAGCGGCUAAGCAAGUCAGCAUGGUGGGCACCGUGAUGGGCAAUCAGCGUACCUUUUGCAACUUACCUGCGCGACGUACAGGUGGUAUGUGGUUGGAAGCUAUAAAUGACAAGGCAAAGGACGAAACGGGCGCUCAUAUGGCCAUGUUUGAACCUGCGCAAAACCCGGGAUACCGUAAGUUAUCUGAAGACGCGAAGAAUCUGAUUGUGAAGUGGUCACGGAAUGAGUGGUACGAAUCAAGUGGACGAAAGGAAAUCGAAUAG
Molecule: messenger RNA, 1185 nt
Organism: Hypoxylon trugodes
Lineage: Eukaryota; Fungi; Ascomycota; Sordariomycetes; Xylariales; Hypoxylaceae
Exons: 3
Coding region: 1-1185 (394 amino acids)
Source: RefSeq, a predicted model, not a curated record